GACGCGCCAGAAGAGCGCAGCGCGCUUCGCCGGGUGUCGCACCCUGGUUAGAGCUUGGAGCAGCCCAGAGCGCAACCUGAGCCAGCACCCGAACUCGCCCGCCCCAGGACUCCAAGGACCAUGGCUGCCGAGGAACCCAGCUCCCAUGCCCAGGCGCGCAGCUGCCUGUUGGGGGUCUGGGCCGCGACAUUACUCCUGCUUGGUCUGUCGCGUCCCUUGGUGCGGGCGGAUGGGAAGCUCUUUGUGCUGGAGUCUCAGAAUGGCUCUCAGGGCCUGGAGCUGGAGGCAGCUCGGCUCUCCUGCAGGAGCAGGGGUGCUCACCUGGUAUCUGCAGACGAGCUGCGGAGGAUAGUCCAGGAUUGCGCCUUCGCAGUUUGCACCACAGGCUGGCUGGCAGAUGGCACCCUUGGGACAACUGUGUGUAGCAAGGGGAGUGGUGAACAGCAAAGCAUGAGAGCUGUCGAUGUGAGAAUUGAGAGCAACCCAGUUCCUGGUGGCACAUUCAGUGCUCUUUGUAUUACGGAUAAAGACAAGCCGUGUGGAGAUCCGCCUUCAUUUCCCCACACCAUCCUGCAGGGACGCACCGGCUUGGAAAUGGGGGACGAGCUGCUGUACGUGUGUGCCCCAGGCCACGUCACGGGCCAUCGUGAAACCGCCUUCACCUUGCUGUGUAACAGCUGUGGGGAGUGGUACGGCCUGGUGCAGGCCUGUGGGAAAGAUGAGGCCGAGGCACACAUUGACUAUGAAGAUAAUUUCCCCGAUGACAGAUCUGUGUCAUUCAGAGAGCUCAUGGAGGAUUCCAGGUCAGAGGCAGAGGAGGACAGGGGCCAGGGAGAAGCCCCUGAGGAGGCUCCAAAGCAGGACCGCCUGGUCUCCAUCUCUGUGGGAAGAGAAAACACAGCCCAGGAUAAAGCCUUUGUUCCAACCACGAGCUCGCCCAGUGCUGGGAGCAGUGUCCCCAUAGACUUGCCAGGAUCCCGGCUAAACCAGAAGUACUUGUUCUGGUUUCCUGCUGAGACGCUCCACAAGCCUGAGUUGGAAAAGGAGAUGGAUGAUGAUACCAAAAAACAGCUUCCUACUGGAGACAACCCCAGCAUCAUGAAAUUGGGCUCAGGUGAACCUGGAACCAAAGUGAUCUAUAGCAGCACCAGUGGUUUCUCAGGGCCAUUUGUGGGCAGGAAUGACAGCAAAGAAGGGGAUCUGAUGGUGAGCAGCAAUGACGAGUCCUGGUUAGAUGGCUACCCUGUGACUGAUGGGGCAUGGAAGAAGAUAGACGUGGAAGAGAAGGAAGAUGGGGACAAAGGAGAUGGGUCAGUAGGACUUGAUGAUAGCAUCCAAGUUACCACUGAACGGCCCAUUCUUGUGGAAAUCAAGCAGCCCAGGAGUAUCACUCUCACACCAAGUGAGGACAUUAUCCAUAGUUCGGUUCUUCCAUCUCAAGCACUAGAUGUGGAGGCUUUGGCUCUCAGACCCACAAAUGAAUCUGAAACUGAGGGCCCAAGCAGGGGGGAUAGUGAAUUUAGGAAAUACCAGUCAACUGUGCCUUGGAGAUUUGCCACAGAGAAGGCCCCUGUGGCCACCCUACUCUAUGAACUCACUGACUCUACCCUGGACACAGUAUCAACUGCUGUCCAGCAGAUGCCUAACCAUGUCCCCUCAAUGACUGUGGCAGCCACCCAGCCUCCAGUGGACACCAGUGCUCCUGAGGCCCAGGAUAGCUUCCCAUACCUGCUGUCUGAGGACUUCUUAGGACAGGAAGGCCCUGGCCCCAGUGCCAGCGAGCAGCUUCCUCCAACCUUGGAGCCGUGUGUGGGGGACGGGUGUCCCAGCUUCAGCAGAGGCCCCGUGAUCGCCACCAUUGUCACCACCCUGUGCCUGCUGCUGCUCCUGGCGGGCGUGGGAGCCGUGUGGGGCUACCGCAAGUGCCAGCACAAGAGCUCCGUGUACAAGCUGAACGUCGGCCAGCGGCAGGCUCGGCACUACCACCAGCAGAUAGAGAUGGAGAAGGUCUAGUCAUUUUAGAGUGGGAGGAAAAAUGAAUAAACUGUGACACAUAACACAGAUAAACACUGAUAAUUCACCGAGAGCAUGAAACAGAUGGAAUGGGGCUCAUCCUUUCUUCUCAGGCCUUUGUUUUAUAGACUGAGAAGUGUCUCUGGAGGCACCUGGCAGGACAGGAAGGCUUUGGCAGCAUCGUCACACACGCCGAUGUCUCCUCAGCAGCCCUUCUGCCCUGGCAUUCCUUGCACUAAUCCCAGACCUGUGCUUGGACCUAAUUCCAAUGUGAGGUCAAAAAUCACCCCUUGCUUCAUCAUACUACUUUCUUCUUUUCCUUUUAAAAUAAAGAAAAUCACCAGCUCCAUGCCCUGACAUUUUGGAAAUGAGUGAUAAACUGAGCAUUUGAGAGCAGUGUUAUUUAGAACAUAGAUAUUUAAUUGUUGAGAGUGGGAUACAGAAGAGUAAUGUGUUGUUUCCUUUUAAUGUUGUGAUGUUGCCGAUGGCAAAUGAGCCAAGGACCAGGACACAGCCCAGAAGCUUUGAGGUUUCUUUUUAAUUGUUUGUGGAAAUUGGAGAGAAAUUAAGACUGAUAUGUUGGUGGGGGUUGGGGUAGGAGGUGAAGAAUGAAGGCAGGACACACAUCCACAUGCGUUCCAUCAAGUCUAUGGGAUAGCCCAUCGUUUUCUAAAAAGUUUAGCUUUGCACCAAUGAGCACGAUUUCCUCUGGGAACCAGUGGCCUAGUUGUCCAUGACCAGUCUGUGCCUGGGAAUGUCUGGAAGUUUUUGUCAAGGCUAACAAAACUCAAUCCUUGGUUUCCUAUCUCAGGAUUAACAAUUUCUCUGAACCAAUAAGAGGGAAUGAUACGGGAGAAAAAAAUGUUUUAAGAGGGCCGACAACUAGAAUACCAAGUAUGGGCACCACUUAAUGAAGAAGCAGAGGAAUUAAAAAGGGCUGUGAAGCCAUCUGUGCUGUCCCACUCUUUUCUGUGGUGUGGAGAUUGUGAGCCCUGUGGAAACAGGGUCCGUCCCAGCUGUUGUGCAACCCAUUUCGUAGUGUGUGGAUCACCUUAUGGUGGCUGAGCAAGUCUGGUUUGUGACAAUGGAACUCAGAGUGUGGUCCCCAGAUCAGCCUCAGUAUCACCGGGGAACUUGUUGGAGACACAAAUUUUCAAGUCCUUUUCGAGACCCAGGAAUCAGAAACCCCAGGGGUGGGGCCCAGCGAGCUGUGUUUUAACAAGCCCUCCAGGUGAUCCUGAUGCACGCUCAAGUUUGAGAAUCCUGGGUUUAUGACAGCAUAAAUAGUGAACUUUGAGGCAAGCUGAAGCCCUAGAAGCACAGAAGAUGAAUGACCCCUGUGGUUUGUAUCACCAGGACGUCAGGCAUUGGUACGUGCAGAGGCAGCUUUUGAAGCUGCCGACAUGCCGUCUCCAAGGGUGGUCUCCUGUGGGGUGGCACAGAAACAAAACGUGUUAGUUUUUUCUGAUGUGAAUCAUCUUCCUAGGAACAGUUUACAACAGUAAAAAGCAAUGAAGGCAAUACAUUUUUAUUAAGACCCCGUGGGAGUCUUGGCAUUUUUCUGUGGUGUGAGAGAAAUCCUGAUCUUUUUUACAAUUGAAAAAUUGUCAAUGUUUUACCUAAGGAAAAAAAUAAUUUUUUUGUAUCAUGUUUUCUACCCUGUCAUCUCUUUUCAGUGCAAGCUUUGGAAAAAUAAUGGCCUAAGGAGCUAUAAAGACAGUACAGCAUAAUCAAAGUCCCCAGGCCUCAUGACUAGGUAAAAUGAAGGCCUGAAGGUACCAACUGGAAAAUCUGUGUGUCAGAUGAAAGCUAGAACAAUAGGAAUGAAAUGCUUUCUGUAUGUAGCCAAAGCAAGACACAAUAGAACAAAAACUAUCGACUGUACAUAUUUAUAAAUUAGAUUCUUUUCUAAUCUAUUCCAAGAUAAUUUUUCUAUUUUUAACUGUUUAAAGCAACCCAUCUCAAGGUUGGGAUUGUGUUAAUCAAUGAUUAUUAUGUAGUAAUCCAAGAACAUUGAAUUUACACCAAUCACAUAUAUAAAUAAUAUUAAUACAAAUGUUAAUAAAUUACAAACAUAUGGAUACAUGUAAAUUAUUAUUUUGUAGUCAUGGACUGCAAAAUAAAUACAAAACAACAGUUUAAGUUUUUAUUGGUUGAUGUCAUCUAAAUUAAUAUAGAAUCUUAAAAUGCACAUAGAAAGGGAAUGACUUAAAAACACUGUAAACCUAAAAUGUAUGUCAUUAUGCAUGCUUUGAGACUGGUAACUGUUUAAUACCCACGAAAAUUGCAGGGGGUGGGGAAGUGGUUCUGU
This is a messenger RNA of Choloepus didactylus (southern two-toed sloth), 4324 nucleotides long. It is a transcript of the gene SUSD5, whose product is annotated as sushi domain containing 5. The record is from RefSeq and is a predicted model, not a curated record. NCBI's taxonomy places the organism in Eukaryota, Metazoa, Chordata, Mammalia, Pilosa, Megalonychidae. Gene Ontology annotation, biological process: cell adhesion; Notch signaling pathway. The coding region runs from base 121 to 2013 and encodes 630 amino acids. Gene Ontology annotation, molecular function: hyaluronic acid binding. The transcript is spliced from 5 exons.